ACAGUUGGCGAACGACUGCGGAAGGCGCAGGAUCUAAAACCGCGCUAGGCGCUACUCUCCACGCUCGCUCGCUCCGCUCUUCUCUAACCCGUGCGAUCUACACCCGGUUGCUUUUUCGUGGGGGAAACCUGAAACACGCAUAUCCCCGUGGCUGCCUUCGACCGCGCGCCCGCCGCUACGUGUAACACACUACGAACCUACCACCUUCUGUCCGCCGGAGUUACGAGUGCCACACGCAGUAGUAGUCACGGUCAGGGAGGAGGGUCGCCGACGUCUCGCGGACAUCACUCGCUCGCGCGGUCUCCUCUCUCGACUCGCGUCCGUACGGUCUUUAUGGUGAUAUCGUAUGCACCCGUCGUGUAACACAGUUAACGCGCCGAAUCGUCAUCGUCGCGUCGCGUCCGCGUCCGUCUCCGUCUCCGUCUCCGUCUCCGUCUCCGUCGUAUCCGUGUACGUAGUAUUCGUCGUAACGUCGCGCGCGCGUUAUCGCUCCACGAUCCGGUUUUUAUAGAUUGUGCGCGACAAGUUGGAAGAAGAUACGUAUCGCGGGGCAGCUGCCACACUGUCGUGCGUCACGCGCGUCUCACGUAAAUACAUCCGCGAGGAGCAUCCGCGAGGUGCGAGCGUAAACACAUCGGUUGACUGUGCCGCGACGGUGAAAUAGUGUUAAGUCGUGACGCCCGUCGUCGUCGUCGUCUUCGUCGUCGGGCGUCAUUGUGGAUUUCGUCUCGUCUUUGAGUAUCGAAGGAUGUAACGUGUUCUGUCAGUGACAUCAUCGGUGAUCAUCAGUUCUUGGUGCGCGAAACAGUGAAUAUAGAAAAACAGGACGUCUCUUUAGGACGCGUUCUAUCGUAUCGCGGGUGUCGGAUGUGAGAACAAACUUCGGAUCACACAAUCACGGCUCACUUCGCGCUACUUGCCACAGACAUCCCGGCGCCAUCUCCAUGUGGCACGCUCGGCCGACAGGUCCCGCGAUCGCCUCGCGCGCCAAACUCCCGCUCUAGGUAUAUCAUUCUCCGCGUUGAUACUUAUCUCCUUCCAAAAUCGACCAAAACUCAUCGUCGUUCAACAUAUCUCUCGAGACGAAGCACGUGCCCGCGCGCAACGUGCAAACGUGAUAUGCGCAAUUGACGGGAGGCGCUCUGACACCCGAACUGUGUCCCGGAACGACCGCGGUGGUGUCAUCAGCGACGAUGUGGAAACACGUGCAUCCGGCCGCAGCCCUCGUCGUAACCGUCGCAGAAGCCUUAUCGCAAGCGAUACCUGCCACCGAGCUGUGCUGACGCUUGUUCGCUAUUAUCUAAAUUCAACGUCGGCUACACGUCUCGUUGUGAGCGACGCUCUCUUGAGCUCUUCGAGAUAUAAGAGAGAACGAGAGAAAUUAGUAAAGACAAACGGAAAACGAGAGAAAGAUUUAGACAGAGCGGAAUACAAGCGAGCCGACGGAACGCGAUUGUUCUAGACUUAAACGAGUGCGUGUAAAUUCGCGUAUCGAGUAUUCUUUUCGAUUAUUCUAAAAAGAAGAAAAAGGGAGAAACUCAUCUUUCAGUUUGACCGUCGGCUGCUGACGGAGGUUGGAAUUCGCUCUCGAUCUCUAUCCGUCGGACAACCUAACCUUUUACCGCGAAAGUUCAGCGUCGCGUAGCGCGUCCGAGCGCCAGGCUUAGAUCGCGCUACAAUAGUGCUGAGAAAGUGUUGUGAAGUGUCGAGGCUCUCUUGCUUACAUUGUGGGAAAAUACAGCCGCUACGGUGGCUCAGCACGCAGAGUUCCCCGGCGCGGCCAGGGCGUUCAUGGCGCAGCCAAGGUACGAUGAUGGCGGGCUGCACGGGGGUUACCUCGAGGGCGGUGGUGGCGGUGGAGGCGCAGGGCUGUACGAUCCACACGGUAAUGCCCGCGGCGUUCCCGGUCUCCAUCACAGUCCACACCUCGGUAGUAUGGGUCCGGCUCACCCCCAGUACCCACCGCCCCAGCCGCCACAGCACGUUCUGGCGGCAGCAGCCGCGGCCGCGGCCUCCGCGGUACCCGAUGUCCACAAACGCGACAAGGACGCUAUAUACGGACACCCCCUGUUCCCGCUCCUCGCACUCAUAUUUGAAAAGUGCGAGCUGGCAACGUGUACGCCGCGCGAGCCUGGUGUAGCGGGUGGUGACGUCUGCUCGUCAGAAAGCUUCAACGAGGACAUUGCCGUUUUCUCAAAACAGAUCAGACAAGAGAAGCCGUACUACAUUGCGGACCCGGAGGUGGAUUCGCUGAUGGUUCAAGCGAUCCAAGUCCUCCGGUUUCACCUCCUCGAGCUCGAAAAGGUACACGAACUCUGUGACAACUUCUGCCAUCGAUAUAUCAGCUGCCUGAAGGGCAAGAUGCCGAUCGACCUCGUCAUCGACGACCGGGAAAGUUCGAAGCCACCCGAGCUGGGUAACGGACUGGAUGGCGGCGGCCCUAGAAGCACCGCCGACAGCACCAGUCAUACAGACGGAGCCAGCACGCCGGACGUCAGGCCACCCUCCUCGUCGCUUUCGUACCCCGGCGCGGGUGCUAACGACGAUGCGCGUAGUCCCGGAAGUGGCGGUACACCCGGACCCCUUAGCCAACAAGCGCCAGCCAGCCUGGACUCAUCGGACCCCGAUGCAAUGGGUAAAUGGUGUCCUCGUAGAGAAUGGAGUUCGCCGCCUGACGCGCAACGUGCGGCGAGCGACGCGCGUCGUGGUGUCCUUUAUUCCUCCGUCUUCCUCGGCAGUCCCGGUGACGCGAGUAACGCGAGUAUCGGUAGCGGCGAGGGUACGGGCGAGGAAGACGACGAUUCGACGGGCAAGAAAAACCAAAAGAAACGGGGUAUCUUUCCUAAAGUUGCGACGAACAUCCUCAGGGCGUGGCUCUUUCAACAUCUCACGCAUCCAUACCCCUCGGAAGACCAGAAAAAACAGUUGGCGCAGGACACGGGGUUGACGAUCCUUCAGGUUAACAAUUGGUUUAUCAAUGCGAGGCGUAGAAUCGUUCAACCAAUGAUUGACCAGAGUAAUCGAGCUGAUGAAAUAACCGAUGUGCCAUUUGCCAAGGAUUUAUUUCAUGUUUAUAGACAUAUUUUUGCUUCGAAUUAUCAAAUGUUUCCACCAUUGUCUGCAGGACCGAGCGGGGCAUAUAGUCCGGACGCGACGAUGGGCUACAUGAUGGACGGACAGACGGCCAGCAUGAUGCACCGGCCGCCCGGUGAUCCUACCUUCCAUAAUCAGUACCAUUACCCGGAGUACUAUGGACAUCACAUAUAAAGAAGUAUUUGCAAGACGAAACGGACGGUGGAAUGACAGUUCUAGUGACAUGAGAAGCGUGACGGGCCUACCGUGUUCCGGCUGGCGUAAACCAGAAUCGGAGGACAAUGACGAUCAGUUGAUCGCUAGAACCAUUUCUUGCCACGCCGCACGUCGAAAUCCGUGACGCUCGGGUGCUCGGGAAUGAGAGAAGACACGAGAGAAAGGGAAAGGGGUAAAGGAGCGAGAUUCCCGGUUGAAGGAGGAAAGACGUGGCGGGUGAAACGCCGCGGGAGGCCAACGAGAAGAAGAUCGUAGAACCGUCGAAGGAAGAGAGACGGUUAUACGAGAUCGAGUGAAGUAGCUGCGGAAGCGGCGACGCGGAAGGACACGGGGAGAAUGAAGCCGCGACUUGGCCUGGAGAAUGACGCGGUGAAAUUCAUGUGAUUGUUCUUUGUACAAAUAUCGCGGUGUAAUAUUGUAGUGAUUGAAGAAUUUAAAUGUUAAAUUUUAAUACGGUCGCGAUCGAGAUAUAUUAAUAAAAUAUAAGUGAUAUAUAGGCAAUUUAGCGGGCAUGUACAUUAAUUAAAGAGCUAAACCCCCGGUGCUCGCACGGAAUAGGGAGUAUGUUCAAGUGCACAGACGAUGCAAAGGAAGUAUAAAAAGAAAGAGAGAAUUUACCAAGAAAAAAGAGUGGAAGUGUAUACAUAUAUAUAUACAUAUGUAUAUAUAUUUUUAUAUGUAUGUAUCUAUGUAAUAUAUAUGCAUAUAUAUAUAAUACAUACAUAUAUAUAUAUACAAUAUGUAUAUAUAUAGUAUAAAUAAAUAUAAAUAGCGAGAUACAAAAAAUGAGUAGAGAAAGAAAACAAGAUUAUUAAACGACACGAUGGAGAUGUUUAAAGAUAUAUAAAAA
Formica exsecta is the source of this 4159-nucleotide messenger RNA. RefSeq names its product homeobox protein homothorax (gene hth). Gene Ontology annotation, biological process: positive regulation of transcription by RNA polymerase II; brain development; animal organ morphogenesis. The transcript has 15 exons. Lineage: Eukaryota; Metazoa; Arthropoda; Insecta; Hymenoptera; Formicidae. The record is from RefSeq and is a predicted model, not a curated record. Gene Ontology annotation, molecular function: DNA-binding transcription activator activity, RNA polymerase II-specific; RNA polymerase II cis-regulatory region sequence-specific DNA binding. Bases 1792 to 3267 code for a protein of 491 amino acids.